Aphanomyces invadans is the source of this 3209-nucleotide messenger RNA. RefSeq lists its product as hypothetical. The coding region runs from base 423 to 3053 and encodes 876 amino acids. NCBI's taxonomy places the organism in Eukaryota, Oomycota, Saprolegniomycetes, Saprolegniales, Verrucalvaceae. Gene Ontology annotation, molecular function: ATP hydrolysis activity; ATP binding. The transcript has 11 exons. The record is from RefSeq and is a predicted model, not a curated record.
GCGCAUUUGUAUUACAUACACGGCGGUCGAAAUAAAAUAAAAACGCCUCGCUCCAAGAAUGUGUGUCGCGCGUUUGCGUCGCUCAACGGCCCACCCGCGCCGCCAUCUUGCCGGCGCAAGCGACUCCGCCAUUAGAAUAUCGACGUGGACAUGCAUGUGCUGGAUGGACACCACGUCGUCCAAGAUGUAGUGGCAUCGCGUGGAAUAGCAGUGUCUGGAUGUCCGGGAACCCAUUCGAGAGAUACUCGACACAAUUGUUUGUGCGAAAUAUGAGAUACCGGCCGCCGACCCGAGGACCCAUGAAGAUCUUCGCUCCUUAUUGUAGCAAGCUGGUGUAGCACACGCCAGGACGCGGCGGUGGCGAAUACCUUGCGCUGCCUCGCCCGUCGCUUCGCACGGUGGAAACCCUCGAAGAUCAGGCGAUGGCUCUGUUGUGGUAUGAUUUUUCACGUAUAUUUCGAUAUUUGCCAUUUUCGAAAAAUCCAGUUUAUGUACGGAUAAUUUCAUCAAGAUUAUCCGGGAUGGCGGCGCCAAUCAUUGCGCCACGAUUGACGGACGCAUUCAGAAUGGUCGCGGCAGUCGCGACUGCUGUCGACAGGCACACGUUCGACGAAUGCACUGGAAGAUGUCGACUUCCAGCGAAAUUCAUGCAGGAGAACAAGUUGUUCAAUGGAUCUCCUGUGGCUGUGCACGUCAACGGCUCCACGUACCUUGGCAAAGCCCACGCGUGUCGACAUCGCGAUGCAUUCGCUGCAGACACGUCCAUUUCGAUUGCUGCCACGCACCCACUGCUUGAAAAGCUGCCCAAGAUACGUCUGGAGCAUGUAAAUGGCCACGGAAACGAAAUAUUCAUUUCCAUCAUCCCCACAGCCUUCAAAGCAGCGGCGUCUGUGUCGCUCGAGCCCAUCCCGACCAAGGACGCCGACAAAGCCGAAAUCAACAAGCUGCUCGAAAAUUCCAUUUCCCUUCGAAUCCUCCAAGAUGCAUGCCGUCGGCUAGUUCUCCACGAGUCAUGCAUCGUUCAACUCCGACAUCCGCAUGGCGCGACGACGUCGACAACCAUCUCUUUUCGCGUGCACAGGACGCUCCCUGUCGGACUGGUGCGGAUCGUUCGAGCGACGCGAGUGCUGCUGUUCCAAGCAACAGACGAAAACAGUGGUGAUGCUCUGGCCACCGACGUGGUGCAGCCCACAGCGGUCCAACCGUCGUCCGUACCUGGCGCAGAUGCUACCACAGCGAGCAUUGGCGGUCUUCAUGAUGAGUUGAAGAAGCUGGAAGAGCUGAUUUACAUGGCAGUUGAGUACCCGAACCUUGAGCGCGACAUGGGCAUUCAACUGCCGAAAGGCGUGCUUCUCUCUGGUCCUCCAGGAGUUGGCAAGACAUUGCUAGUUCGCACUGCGACGGCUCGAUGCCAAGCCAGUGGAAUCUGUCAGUUGAUGCUCCGGGUGAUCAAUGGCGCCGAGAUCUUAUCGGGGGGCAUUGGCGAUGCCGAAGCGGCGCUGCGGACGCUCUUUGCCGAUGGCCGCGAGUUCACAAAGCAGUCGCAAACCCAUGUGUUUUGUUUGUUUCUGGACGAGCUGGAUGCGCUGUGUCCUCGCCGGGAUGCCAGCGGCCGCGCCCAUAGCCGCAUCGUGGCGCAGCUGCUGACCCUCAUGGACGGUGUCGACGCGUCCCAGAGCCGAAUGCUCGUGUUUGGUGCAACCAACCUGCCCAACGCGAUCGAUCCCGCGCUUCGACGACCAGGUCGAUUCGAUCGAGAAGUCGCGCUGCGGGCCCCCGACGUCGGCGAUCGAGUCGAGAUUUUCAAAGUGCAUUUAAAGCAUGUGCCGCUGGAACGUCCUCUGACCGUGCAUGCUGUCUCGACCGCCCUCGCGGACCAGUGCGUGGGUUUUGUCGGCGCCGACAUUGCGGCGCUGUGCCGCCAGGCGUGCAUGAUAGCGCUCGCUCGAAUCGGCACCGCUGGCAAAACACACACGCCGCAGAUUCUCAAGUUCCUGCGCAACCAGCAACUGUCGGCCAUGUACUGGACCAACUACACGACGCACCAGCCCACGUUGGACCUGUGCCACGGUGUGAAAACGGGUGGAUGGUAUUCCAUCGAUGACAAAACUGUAGCUCUGGCCCAGCUCUCGGUGGCACCCAAGACGGUCGUCACGAUGGCUGACUUCACCGACGCGAUCGAGUUUGUUCAGGCGUCGUCGCUGCGCGGCGCCAACACGAUUCGCAAAUCCAAGAGCACGACUUGGACCGACAUCGGUGGCCUCGACGCCGUCAAGACGUCGUUGCAGCAAGCGGUGGAGUGGCCCCUGGCGUUUCCAGAUUCGUUUUCACGACUGGGUUUGAAACCACCGCGGGGAAUUCUGCUGUAUGGCCCGCCGGGUUGUAGCAAAAGCACGAUCGUUCGAGCUUGUGCAUGCGCAUCCCAUGCCACGUUCCUCAGUCUCAGCGCCGCCCACGUUUUUUCGCCGUUCGUUGGCGAUGCCGAAGCCGCGAUCCGUCAAAUCUUUCGAGACGCGCGCGCGGCGACGCCAGCCAUCAUUUUCAUGGACGAAAUCGACGCGAUUGUGACCAAGCGCGAGUUUGAACAAGGCGGGCGUGGAGGAUCUGGCAUGGAACUGCGAGUCCUGUCCACGUUGCUCAACGAAAUGGACGGCGUCGAAGCCGCGGACGGAUUGCUCGUGAUCGGGGCAACAAAUCGACCCGACAUGAUCGAUGCCGCGCUGCUGCGGCCUGGCCGAUUCGAUCGAGUGGUGUACGUCCCGCUGCCCGACGAAUCCGAUCGGCACAAGAUCUUGCAAAUCCACACCAAACACGCGGCGCUCGCCAAGGACGUCGACCUCAUGUGGCUUGCGCACGAGGCGGACAUGUUUAGCGGCGCCGAAUUGGAGAACGUGUGCCGGGAAGCAGCGCUGCUGGCGUUGCGGGACAACAUCAUGGCGACCGAGAUCGAGAUGACGCACUUUCAGCAGGCGCUGCGGUCCGCGUCGCCGGUCUCGACAAACGCAUCGCUCCAAGUGUACAAAGCUUUUUCCAGCAGACAAGGACCCAACUAAUCGAUGUAUGGGGCGACUCAUGCCGCGUCGGUCGGCCAUUCGAAUGGGACGACGUUCGCAGCUUUCCAGUACGCGUCGCCGUAGUUGAUGAGGAUUUGAGCGUCCGCUGCAACAUGUCGCUGGGUUUUCUAAUCAAUCGAAAUCGGUCAAUGCGGA